AAACCUCCACUUGCAAGCUUCCUACUGACUUGCCUUCACUACGAAGAACACUUCAACUCAGCAACUCUGACCAUAUAAAUGUCUUUGAGUCGUUCAGUCAGCACAAUGGAAAGGCUUCUAGUUGUGCCUCGAAGUACUGUACCUGUUAUACUCGUGGUGAACAAGGCACCAUAUCAAGGAUGGUGUGCCCGGUUCGGCCAUUCCAAUUUUCCGCCCAACUCGAGACUCGGUCUAAGCUUCACAUAACGCUGCUCUUGGUGUUAGUCGAUAGUCUCACCCCUUCGUCUUGACUGUCACCCUGACUUGAACGUAUCGUCUUUGCCACGUCUAGAGAAGUGGGAACUCGAACAAGCUUUCGCCCGCUCGACUGCGAAUAAGUAACUUCUGUUGUCCCAUCUUUCAAGUGCUCUCCCGUCCGGAUUUCACGGCUUCCGGGUAGUGUGGCGUCAAGGAAGUCAAUUCUUCAAAUACUUUGGGAAAGCAGUGGUGGUCGUCUUGACAACUCGCUUAGUCGAGGGUCCUUAGAAUAGCUCAAGUCACCGAGGUUGGACAGUGUGGCGGUGAGUGUCAGAUCUGUUACUUAUUCGCAGAGAUAAAGGUAGCGGGAGGUAGCAAACGAAGCGUUGAGUCUUAUUAAAGACUACGGUCAUCCAGAGUGCUCGACGGGGUCGACGUCACUCUUAUCUUACCCAGUUGAUUGUGGUGACCUCGUUGUAAUUGCUGUUUAAUCUAGUGAUUCUAACAACGUUAACACCAAUCGUCACGGCUAUCCGACACGCCACAUUGUCAUGUCAUGACUUUGAACUCAGAGUUUUCUGUAUCCCAGACACUAACGUUUUCUCUGCUUCGCGUAGAGCAAUGGGUGAAGACCAAUCCAGCACACUGAUAUACGCCUUAAUUGCUUUGGCUACUGUCAUCUACUUCGCCAGACUGCUAAAGCCUGGACAAUCAAGCUUGCGCGGAAUUCCUGCUAUUGGUCCUACUGCGCCCAUCCUAUCGUACUACGGUGCGAUUCAGUACUUAUCCCGAGGCCGGGAAAUGGUCCAGGAAGGUUAUGACAAGUAUAAGGGUGGUGCAUUCAAGGUUCCGGAGCUAUUCAGGUGGCAUGUCGUUGUGACUGGUCAUAAGUUGAUCGAGGACCUGCGGAAAGCUAGUCCUGAUGAGCUUAGUUUCAACGAAGCGUCUGCCGAGUUUCUUGCGGUCGACUUCACGUUGGGACCAGCGAUUCACCAGAAUACUUACCAUGUCCCCAUUGUUAAGAACCAACUCACUCGGAAUAUCAGUACAUUACUUCCUGAGGUUAAGGAUGAACUUCAAGUGGCUUUUAAUGACCUUAUCCCUCCUACUGACGAGUGGAUUAAGGUUCCUGCGCUGAAUACGGUGAUGCAAAUUAUCUGUCGGGUAAGCAACCGCGUAUUUGUUGGACUUCCCAAAUGUAGAGACCUUGAUUAUCGAGCUCUGAACAUCGAGUUCACCGUCGGCGUCAUGAAAGGCGCUUUCGUUAUCAAUAUGUUUCCCAAGCUACUUCGACCCCUUGCUGCUCGCCUUCUCACCAACGUACCCACAAACAUCUCUCGUGGAGUCAAGCACUUGGAACCCAUCAUUCGGGAACGUUUUAGGCUGAUGGAGGAGUAUGGUACAGAUUACGAUGGAAAACCCAACGAUAUGCUUAGCUGGUUUAUGGACGAAGCGAAAGGCGAGGAACGGAGUGUUCGAGCUCUAGUCCUUCGCAUUUUGACUUUGAACUUUGCUUCUAUCCACACAACAUCGAUGAGUUUCACCCAUGCGCUUUAUCACCUUGCAGCUAACCCCGAAUACCUUGCGCCAUUACGUGAGGACGUCACUCGGGCCAUCAAGCAAGAAGGUUGGACGCGAGAUGCUUUGCAGAAGAUGCUUAAGGUAGAUAGUUUCUUGAGGGAAUCGCAUAGGCAUCAUGGGAUCGGAUCAUUAACGAUGACACGGAAGGCAUUGAAGGAUUUCACUUUCUCCGAUGGAACAUUCAUCCCUAAGGGCGCUUUCGUAUCGGCCGCGGAAGCACCCACACAUUUUGACGAAGCCAACUAUGAAAAUUCUGAGGUCUUCGAUCCUUGGCGAUUCGUCAGCAAUGACGGCAACAAUAUUGAAGGUGUGAAGAACCAGAUGGUCAGUACGAGUACGGACUACGUUACUUUCGGACAUGGAAGAUUUGCAUGUCCUGGACGUUUCUUCGCCGCAAACGAGUUGAAGGCUAUGAUGGCUCACCUCGUUCUUACUUACGACAUCAAGAUGGAGAAUGAAGGCGUGAUUCCCGAACCGGUUUGGUACUCUAUCAAAGUUCAACCCAACCCUACCGCCGAAGUCAUGUUCCGGAGAAGACAAUCUUGACCCCCUGCGAACCGUUGCUGGUCUGAGACCCGGUUGUAUCAAUAAUGAUAUUAGAUCCAUGUAUGGAGCUUUCUGGAUUAUUUUGUUUAUGACUAAUAACGAUUCUGGCGCCACUGACCUGGAUCAGAAGAACUUGUGUAUGAACAUUGCUGGGUCAGUGCCAAUGUCAAUGAAACCACUCGGUAUCAUGCAGGUGAAAUGUAAAGUGGAUAGCGACUUUUCCUGAAUCAGCAGUCACUUCGGAGGUC
Molecule: messenger RNA, 2612 nt
Organism: Somion occarium
Lineage: Eukaryota; Fungi; Basidiomycota; Agaricomycetes; Polyporales; Cerrenaceae
Source: the annotation of a GenBank genome assembly